ACAAAUUAAUAAAAUUGCCGAGAGUGUGUAAAAGUUUUUAGAAAGUUAUAAUUUUUCUCAUAAUAUUUCUAAGAAUUUACAAGAUAUAUCAACAAUAGUUUAGUUAAAUAUUAAAAUGAAAAUGGAAUGGAGAUUUUACUGGUAUCGAGAAGAAAAUGCUACAAGUAAUUUUAACUCAUUUUUUCGCAAUUUGGAUGAUUUUAUGCUGUUAAAGGGAGUGCCACGCGAAACGUGUCCCAAUGAAACCGAAGACUCACCGUUAGAUGAAUUUCCUGAAUAUUUUACAGUGGAACAACUGCGCCAGGGUUGGGUUGUUUUGCACGUCAUAGCUGCCGUUUACUUCUUUAUCCUAUUGGCCAUUAUAUGCAACGAUUACUUUUUACCCACCGUCGAGUGUAUUUGUGAGGAUUUGAAUUUGUCGAAAGAUGUGGCGGCAGCCACAUUUAUGGCUACGGCCACUUCUAUGCCGGAAUUUUUCACCAAUACCAUUAGUACCUUGAUAACACAUUCGGAUAUGGGUUUGGGCACCAUUAUUGGUUCACUGAUGUUUAAUACACUAGGUGUGGCAAGUUUGGCGGCCUUGGCUAUCAAUAAGCCCGUCCAACUCGAUUGGUGGCCCAUUGCUCGCGAUUGCUUUAUCUACGGUUUCAACACUAUCAUUCUGAUCAUAUUGGCCUGGGGUGGUGAGAUCACCUUCACCGAAUCCUGUGUCAUGAUGGGUUUCCUGAUCAUUUACUAUUUGGUUACUUUCAAUAAUAAUAAAUUUAUGCCCGCCAUCAGAGUGUUUGUGGAGGAUAAAUUGGGUUGCUGCUUUUCGACCAGAUACGAUUUAACUGAACCACCAGAGAACAGUGCCAAAGCUAAAUUGCCCACCAAGAAAGAUCCCUUGACCGGUAAUGGUUUAUUUGUUAUUAAUCUGCCCGAAAAUACCAAUUCCAUGUCGUCGAGGGUGAAUCUGACACAUUCGAAAAGCUGGGAUGGUGAUGAACAGACAAUGACACUUCCUCCCAGUCUUUAUUCUCUACCUCGCGGCGAAUCAAAGCUUAUGAAAUUUUGGUGGUUCUUUACUUUCCCACUUAAAUUUAUCCUGUCCAUACUGAUACCCCAUCCCAUAAAAUAUCGUAAAUUAUAUCCGUUAUCCUUUAUAAUGUGCAUCAUUGCAAUUGGCGCCAAUGCCUAUAUGAUCGUUUGGAUGUUGACCUCGUUUGGUGUCGCCAUUAAUGUACCCACAAUUAUUAUGGGUCUCACCUUUUUGGCUGCCGGCUCUACUAUGCCCGAGGCAGUGUCCAGUGUGAUUUCGUUAAGAAAUGGUGAAAGUGGUAUUGGUGUCUCUAAUUCAUUGGGUGCCAAUUCCUUGGCCAUUCUUCUGUCCCUAGGUGUACCAUGGUUUAUCAAGAAUUGCAUGAACUAUGGCAUGGCUGAUGGUAUGAACCGAAUCAAAAUUGCUGCUCAGGGUAUAGAAUACAGUAUUUUAAUUCUAAUGCUGUGCACUUUAACACUCUUCGUGGGCCUGAGUUUAAGUGGUUAUCGUCUAACCAAGCGAGUGGGUCUGCUGCUCUUUAUAGUCUAUGUGGUGUUUAUCGUUUUACAAAUACUAAUCGAAAUGAAUGUAUUCUUCCCCAAACAAUGUAGUUAAUUAGAAAAACCAAACAAACAAAUACUUAUAAAUUAAGACUGUUUAGUUGUUAAAAAAAAGUGAAAUCAAGAUUUCAAAUCUUGGAAGGAAACCCCGCCCCCGCAGUAGCAGAAAGAAAACCAACGAAACAAAAAGAAGCUUUUUUCCAUAAGAAAACUUUUGUUAAAAACCAAAUAUUAAUGUCUUUU
This is a messenger RNA of Lucilia sericata (common green bottle fly), 1824 nucleotides long. RefSeq names its product sodium/potassium/calcium exchanger 4. The transcript has 8 exons. Gene Ontology annotation, molecular function: calcium, potassium:sodium antiporter activity; calcium channel activity. Lineage: Eukaryota; Metazoa; Arthropoda; Insecta; Diptera; Calliphoridae. Bases 116 to 1636 code for a protein of 506 amino acids. Gene Ontology annotation, biological process: calcium ion transmembrane transport; intracellular calcium ion homeostasis. Gene Ontology annotation, cellular component: membrane. The record is from RefSeq and is a predicted model, not a curated record.